AGGCGGGAGCAGCCUGGCGCGGCAGCUCGCCGGCCCCAGACCAGCGGAAACGCCUCCGUUUUUCAAAACAAAGAGGAGAGGCGGGAGGCGUGUGCGGUGCGCAGGGCUGAGACUUCCUCGGGUUGGUCCCUCAGGCACGAACGCUUCAGCAUCUUUGGGUGACAAUGGAGGGAAGCAUGGGGGGCGGCCGGCGCUCGGGGUCCGAUGGCCUCCGGUGGCCUUCGAAGACCAUGCCGGCCAUGGAGGAGCUGCAGAGCCGCUUGCAGGAGACCCUGGACCUGCUGUCCCCGCAAGAGCUGCGCAGCUUCCGUCGCAUCCUCAAGACGGUGGACGAGGAGCCGCGCGUGAGCCCGCUGCAGCUGGAGCUGGAGGGCGGCAGCGCGUCGGGGCUGGCCAGCCUGCUCGCCAAGCACUACUACCUGCCGGCCGCGCCGCGCGUCCUCGCCAAGGUGCUGCAGCAGCUGCGCCGCGCCGACCUGCUGGCCCGCUGGCAGAAUGCCGCCGCCGCCGCGGACGACUACGGCCCGGUGAUUCCAAGAAAGGUUCCCAAGAGAAGCUAUGAUUGUGUGGAUGGUGAAUUGGACCGUUAUGACCUGAGUGGCAGGCGGAAGGCCUUCCUCAUGUGUGUGAAGAGGAACAGGCCCGGGGCUCAGCACGACGUCAUGCUGAUGAAGGAAUGGCUUGGCCAGUGCCAGUUCGAACAUACAUCCUGCAUCGAUCCUGACAAAAUGGAGUUACUUGGAAAAAUAACAUCAUUUCGUGAUGGACUAAAUGAAAUUAAAGAUGAAAUUGGCUGCUGUCUUGUUACUCUGAUGUCCCAUGGAGAAAAUGGCUUUAUUAAAAUGAAAGAUGAUGAAAGAGUCAGCCUGGAAGACAUUUUUGAAAUGUUUAACAAUAAAAAUUGUCCAGCACUUCAAGAGAAACCAAAAAUCUUUAUAAUCCAGGCCUGCAGAGGAGAGAAAAGAGAUAGUGGUGUCGAAACGGAUGAUGAACCAAUGGACUCUGACGACAUAUCAGAGAAGAGGAGGCUGCCUACAUUCAGUGAUUAUUUCAUCAUCUAUCCCACCCAGGCAGACCAUGUCGCUUUACGGCAUCCCCGCACUGGCUCCGUGAUGAUCGAAGCAAUGGCUGAAGUCUUUAAACAGCAUGGAAACAGGUGGCACAUUGCUGACUUUUUCACCAGAGUGAAUAACAGAGUGGUGCACACUGAAUUUCAUCUACGUGAGGAACCAAUAAAAGUAUCACUUGUAAUGGAAUCAACUUUAACUAAAUCGGUGUACUUUUGACAUCAGGAAGAUUUCGAAAAUGACUGCAUUAUAACAGACUGUAAAGAGCCGUGGGCGUUUGACCUCUAGUACGAAUGGUUAUCGUUUUGAAUUAUGACUGUCACCAGUACUUCUCCAUUUUGUUUUUUAUAUAUAUGUUACUUUUGUAAGGUUUAACUGUGCUUAUUUGAUACUUGUAAAUAAUUUGACUUUUUUUUUUUAAAAGAUCACUGUUUUCUGA
Messenger RNA from Equus caballus (horse), 1506 nucleotides. RefSeq names its product caspase-14. Gene Ontology annotation, cellular component: cytoplasm. Lineage: Eukaryota; Metazoa; Chordata; Mammalia; Perissodactyla; Equidae. Gene Ontology annotation, molecular function: cysteine-type endopeptidase activity. Gene Ontology annotation, biological process: proteolysis; positive regulation of neuron apoptotic process. The record is from RefSeq and is a predicted model, not a curated record.